This is a messenger RNA of Pseudophryne corroboree (corroboree frog), 3567 nucleotides long. RefSeq lists its product as uncharacterized. Lineage: Eukaryota; Metazoa; Chordata; Amphibia; Anura; Myobatrachidae. The coding region runs from base 2724 to 3497 and encodes 257 amino acids. The record is from RefSeq and is a predicted model, not a curated record. The transcript has 3 exons.
GAGUGGGUCAAGUAUCUGCAUGGAAACAUAUCAGGAGAGUAACUUUUGAGUAUGUAAGCAGUUAGACAUUUAAACUUCCAAACAACAUAACAUUUCAAUAGAGGAUAACAACAAUGCUAUUGUGAAGCAACCAAGGGAUCAGGAAGUAGCGUCACGAAGAGCCUAAGGUAAUGUAGCACUUCAGGUGGGGGGGGUACGACCAGAAGUGAUCGUCCCAAUUCAAUGUGGGGUGCUGUAGCGUAGAGAGGUGAGAGUUCUCAGGGCACUGGGGGUGGAGCCUGGGGGGCCCCGGAGGACGGCACCGUGAACCACUCAGAACGAGGAGACCGAAGCGAAUCCCGCCGUGUCCGUGGUGGGAGGGAUGGAGAAUGGACAUCUUGGUCAGGAGCGGGGAUGCCCAGUUUAGAGAGGAGUGUUUGGGCCUCAGAUUGGUCUCUAGCUGUGAGGAGCUUUCCUUGGUGCCACACUAGGAUCCGGAAAGGGAAACCCCAGCGGUACUUCACGUUGUGACGGGAGAGCAGGGAAGUGAUGGGUUUGAAGUCCCUGCGUUUAGCUAAGGUUAGCGGGGAUAAGUCCUGAAAAAUCUGGAGUGGGGUGUUUUGGAAAGUCACAGAUCCCAGCCGUCGGGCCUCCCUCAUAACGGCCUCCUUCGCAGUGAAAUAGUGCAUUCGGAGAAUGACAUCUCUGGGCUGAGAAGAGUCCUGGGAGCGCGGUCGCAAGGCCCGGUGUGCUCGGUCCAGGAGGAGAUGUUCCUCAGGGGUGUCGGGCGACAGGUGUGCGAAAAGACGUUUAAGGUAGAGUUCAAGAUGAGACGCCUCGACCUCCUCAGGGAUACCCCGAAUCCUCAUAUUAUUUCUCCUUGCUCUAUUGUCUUGGUCUUUGUUCUCCUCCCGGAGGUGGGCAACAUCCUGACGGAGUUGAUGCAGCUCGGUCUCUGCUGUUUGUUGGAACGUUACCACCUCUUCGACUCUUCUUUCGAGUUGGUCCGUUCUGGAGCCGAUAUCGGCUAUAUCGGAUUUCAGGGAGUGUAGAGCUUGGACUGAGGACUUAAUGUCCCGCAUCUCCUUAAGGAGGGAGAGGAAGUCCUUGCGGGUGAGGGGUGUGAGAUCGUCAUCUUCGGCCUCCGAUUCGGAGGGGCCCCGAGAGGGGCCGGGAUUGUUGGGCCUGUUCGUGGCUGGGGUGCCUUUUUUGGUCAGAAAUGGUGUGAGAUCGGACCCCUGGGAUUUUUUGUUACCCCUGGUCAUUUUGGGGGCGUAGGGGGUAGGUGGAAAGCAGGGUGAGGAAUGGGGGUGGCGUUCCAGUUGUGAGGCUCAGGGCCAGGGAAGGUGACUCGGGGGCUUUAAGGGGACAUUACGGUGUGGACAUCAGCCGAGCCCGGCAGAUGGAGCCCGCUCAGGGAGGCCCGCGGGAGGAGAGGGAGGGCACCCCGGCCCGGACUGGAGGGUGAGAAUCCGAAGUCGCAGGAGAGGGGGUCCCGGAGACUAUCUCCACCGCUCGGGGACCACAGGGACGUGUCCCGGGCACGGACCAGCCGGCGAUCGGGGCAGCCCCGCGGCGGGGACCUGGUGGGGGAGAGGACCGCGGGCUGAUGUGUAAGCGACUCCCAGGCGGGUUCCCGUGGAGGCCUCAGUGGGGUUUAGGUGGAUGGAGGCAGAAGGGACCGCGGUCCCGGAGACUUACCAGACGGCCGCCGCUGGAGCGGGUUGCAGAGAGCCGGAGGUUGAGGGUGGUCCGAGCCGGCACCUCUCGAAAGAGCGUGUAUGGGCUUCCAGGUGAGUAGCAGGAGUGGGGGAGAUCCCCUCAGCCUCAGUUUGAUUAAGGUCGCAGGAGGGGGGGGGAUGGAGCUGCGUCCAACCCCUCGAGCGUGGCUGGGCCGUCGGCCGUCUGCGGGUGCUGUGGGGUAUGGUGCAGGAUGAGGGACUGCAGCGGUGAGCAAGGGUCGGUGAAAGCGGCUCACCUCUGCGCAGACGGGCUCUCCAGGCCGCAGGUCCUCCGCUUCUCCGCCCGGGUCCCGAGGUCCAAGAUGGCCGCCGCCGUCAGGGCUCCGUGCCUCUCGCAGCCGCGUCCGCCCGGAUUCUUCCCCCUCCCGCAGCACCGCCGAUCUCCGGUGCCAGGUAAGGGAGGUCCGGGUGUUUAAAGCAGGGAUGGGGGUCCCGUGAGGGCACUCCGGGGGCUCCAAGGGCGGACGCCCUCCGCGACGGGUAUCGCCGGAAAUCGAGGCCCCGGCUUCAGGUGGGUGCGUAGGCCGCAGUCCGCAGAAGCCAGUAUACCGGCUUCCCGACUCCGCAGCACAGGUCCACCGGUGUGAGGGGGUCCCGGAGGGGUAGUAGAUGGUUUGGUGGGUUGAAAAAGUGGUCUGGGGAGGGAAACAGAGGGAUAAUUUCCUCAGGGAGUAGAGAGCUCCCUGUUUGUGCAGCCACUCUGAUCGGCCUCCAGGCCACGCCCCCCAGGUAUAGUGUUUUGAUAUUUUCUAGUUUUAAAAAUUUAAAAACACAGUAUGCUUAUGUUUUUUUAACAAUGAUGACAUUUUGUAUGAUAUUGUAAAGUGAUUGUGUAAGACUUUUGUUGUGUUGGAAUGGGUAAUUUUUGUUGGCGUCAAAUUCCGCAAACACGUUAAGUUUACAAUGUUUAGUUAGAAAACCAAAUAAUGUAAUGUUGCUAAAUAGUGUCCUUAUUUGUUUUAUAUCCUCAAAUCCUGAUUAUGUAAACAAACACACAAACAAAUGAUACUCAAUGUUUCCCACUUUGUGACUGUCCAGCUGAAUGAUCACACGAACUGUGGACAACAACAACGGCACAACUCUCCGCCCCCUUCCCCUUCCCAGUCCCCCUCCCCUUCUCACUCCCCCUCCCCUUCACAGUCCCCCUCCCCUUCUCACUCCCCCUCCCCUUCACAGUCCCCCUCCCCUUCCCAGUCCCACUCAGCUUCCCAGUCCCCCUCAGCUUCCCAGUCCCCCUCAUCUUCCCAGUCCCCCUCAUCUUCCCAGUCCCCAUCAGCUUCCCAGUCCCCCUCAGCUUCCCUGGCCCACUCCACUUUCCACUCCCCUUCUCACCACACCUCUCCAUCUCUUUCUGGGACCCCUUCUCCUCCUUCCCAUACCCCUUCUCCUUCAACUUCUACAUCACCAUCUCAACCCCCCUCACCCUCUAUUGCAUUAACUUUCUCUCCGCCCCCCUCGCCCUCUCAAUCAGACCCCCCCUCUGAAAUUGCAGUACAAAUCCAGCCUCCUUCCCCCAUCCAGCCUCCUUCCCCAAUCCCUCCUCCUUCCCCAAUCCCUCCUCCUUCCCCCAUCCAGCCGCCUUCCCCCAUCCAGCCAACAUCCCCACCCAGUGAAUGGGCAGAGGAAGCCCCUGAAGACAGUUCAGGGAGUCUUCAUGUUGCCGUGGAAAAUGUUGCCGUUGGAGAUCCCACAUCGUUGCAGGAGAUUGUUUCCAACAUGAGGCUCCAUCUCCAGGCCUUGUUGGGUCUUGUGGACGCAAUGGAAAAAUUUUGUUAAUUUUGUGUUUUAAAAAAAAAAAAAAAAAAAAAAAGGAUAUUAUCAUUAUUCCAGUAAAAAAAAAAAAAUA